Brachypodium distachyon (stiff brome) is the source of this 1273-nucleotide messenger RNA. RefSeq names its product chaperonin-like RbcX protein 2, chloroplastic. Gene Ontology annotation, biological process: ribulose bisphosphate carboxylase complex assembly. Gene Ontology annotation, molecular function: protein folding chaperone. The record is from RefSeq and is a predicted model, not a curated record. The transcript has 5 exons. The coding region runs from base 284 to 859 and encodes 191 amino acids. NCBI's taxonomy places the organism in Eukaryota, Viridiplantae, Streptophyta, Magnoliopsida, Poales, Poaceae.
CGGCCUCACAAAAUUUGGUUGGUCAGAGUUGCAGCCAAACCCAAGCACAGCCCAGCCGGCCACGAGAAGAAGAAGAAGAAAACUCAAAGCCAAAGAGGAACAGAGCAGUUCAACACCACCUCUUCUUUCUCCUCCUGCCACUUGGACUUACUUCUCGCUUGAUUCUUAUAUACCACCACGGUAACACCCCGGAUCGACCAAGAAAGCACCGACUAGCUACCUGUUCCAUCCAUAAUCCAUUGGGUUGCCUAGAUUGAAGAGGACCGACCAGAGAGCAGAAUUAAUGGCGGGAGUCCAGGUGAUGCCGGCGGCCGUGGACGUGCGUGCGGAGGGCGGCAAGGCCAUGGCGAGGCGCGUGGGGGGCAGCAGCAGCACGAGCCUGUUCGCUGGGGACUGGAGGCGGCGGCGGCCGGCGUGCACCGUCAGGCUCAGGCAGUGCCGCCGGGCCAGGAGGGGCGGCCUCGCCAUCGUCAGCAACCUCGGCGGCCAGUACGAGGUUGGAUUUGGGGACGUCGACCUGCAACUGAUGAAUUACUUCACCUACAAAGCCGUGAGGACCGUGCUGACCCAGCUCUACGAGAUGAACCCACCCAGCUACCGCUGGUUGUACAACUUCGUUGCUGUAAACAAGCCUACUGACGGCAAGCUCUUCCUCCGCGCUCUUGGAAAGGAGAGGCAGGAGCUUGCGGAGCGCGUGAUGGUAACCAGGCUUCAUCUGUACGGGAAAUGGAUCAAGAAAUGCGACCACGCCAAGAUGUACGAGAAGAUAUCUGAAGAGAACCUGGAGCUGAUGCGGGAGCGGCUCUUGGAGACGGUCAUCUGGCCCACGGACGACACCAACACGGAGAAGAUUGGCUGAUGCUGCGGUCCUGUGUAAUUCCAGUUUGCUGAACUUUUAAUUAGCUCGUCGAUCAAUUAGGAUUGUGCAUGCAGGAUCGAUCGAGUCAGCUGAGAUGUGUGUAUAUGAUCUAGCGCAGAGUACAUGUGUUAAUUGUUCUGUCUUUUGCUGAAGAUACUGAAUGUGAAAGUGUAUAAUGUAUACUACGCCUGUUGAUACGUUAGUUAAUGGGAUUGCCUACGGUUCAGUCGGCUGAGAAAUAUGAUUUCUCAGUCGACCGGCCAGGCACAUGCGUGCGUGCGUGUGUGAGUCCCAAUCGGUGCAUGUGCGUGCGUGCAUGCAGCAUGCUUGUGUGUGUGAGUCCCGAUUGGUGCAUGUGUGUAUGUGUGUCACUGUGCGUGACGGUAACAUAAAUUAAGUCCUCAGUUAUAUGUU